Raphanus sativus (radish) is the source of this 1216-nucleotide messenger RNA. Its product is annotated as RNA-binding protein CP29B, chloroplastic. Gene Ontology annotation, molecular function: mRNA binding. The record is from RefSeq and is a predicted model, not a curated record. Bases 43 to 906 code for a protein of 287 amino acids. The transcript has 5 exons. Gene Ontology annotation, cellular component: cytosol. Lineage: Eukaryota; Viridiplantae; Streptophyta; Magnoliopsida; Brassicales; Brassicaceae.
CCAUCUUAUCUCCCACCCACUCUCAACCCUAUCUCUUCCUCCAUGGCUGCUUCAGCUUCGUCCCUCGCUCUCUCCACCUUCAACCCUAAAUCCCUUCCUUUCUCCAUCUCCAAACCCGCCUCCACUCCCUUCCUCCCUCCUUCCCUCUCCUUCAAACUCAACUACCAAUCCAUUUCCCUCUCCGCUUCCUCCGCAGCCGCGUCUCGCUUCGUCCGCAACGUUGCCGUCACAGAUGACAUCAACGUAGAAGAAGAAGAAGACAGCCUUUUCUCCGAUGACGCUCCGCAGCAGGAGCAAUCCUUCUCUGCUGACCUCAAACUCUUCGUCGGUAACCUCCCUUUCGACGUCGACAGUGCUCAGCUCGCUCAGCUCUUCGAGAGCGCCGGAAAUGUCGAGAUGGUUGAGGUAAUCUAUGACAAAGUGACAGGACGAAGCAGGGGUUUUGGGUUCGUGACUAUGUCUUCAGUGUCUGAAGUUGAGGCAGCUGCCCAACAGUUUAAUGGCUAUGAGUUAGAUGGUAGAGCCUUGAGAGUUAAUGCGGGUCCUCCUCCACCGAAGAGGGAAGACUCCUUCUCCAGAGGACCCAGAGGCAGCUUUGGAAGCUCUGGAUAUGGUGGUGGUGGAGGAGGUGGUUCUGGUUCAGGAAACCGUGUUUACGUCGGCAACCUAUCUUGGGGAGUCGAUGACAUGGCUCUCGAGAGUUUGUUCGGGGAGCAGGGAAAAGUAGCUGAGGCUAGAGUCAUCUACGACAGGGACAGUGGUCGAUCUAAGGGUUUUGGGUUUGUGACAUACAACUCUGCUCAAGAGGUCCAAAAUGCCAUCAGGAACUUGAAUGGUGCCGAUUUGGACGGUAGACAAAUCAGAGUCUCCGAAGCUGAGGCUAGGCCUCCAAGGCGCCAGUUUUGAUCACCACCCUUCCUAUUCUCAUUAAACGCACUUUCUGGAGGGCGCUUCGAAGAAUAUAGAGUUAUGUGAGAGGAUGGCUGUUUUGGACCGUACUAAGCUCUUCACCUAUGUUUGUUAUGCAAUGGAUGCACGAGUGGUCUUUUUAUUAGAAACGUAUUAAGUAAAGGUUAUGAGUGAAGAACAUGUUCUCGACUGUCUGUGUUCUGCCAUUGACUACUUAGCUUUGGUUUGAUUCGGGUUUCUCUCUAUUUUGUGGUCUCUUCAUAAUGAAUGCUUCUCUGUUUAACAGUCUAAUUUAAGUCUUUUCACC